This is a messenger RNA of Condylostylus longicornis, 1772 nucleotides long. It is a transcript of the gene Bcs1, whose product is annotated as mitochondrial chaperone BCS1. Gene Ontology annotation, biological process: protein insertion into mitochondrial inner membrane from matrix; mitochondrial respiratory chain complex III assembly. The record is from RefSeq and is a predicted model, not a curated record. Gene Ontology annotation, molecular function: ATP hydrolysis activity; ATP binding. The coding region runs from base 186 to 1493 and encodes 435 amino acids. The transcript is spliced from 5 exons. Gene Ontology annotation, cellular component: mitochondrial inner membrane. Lineage: Eukaryota; Metazoa; Arthropoda; Insecta; Diptera; Dolichopodidae.
UAUUUGUUUUAGGUUAUGUCAGUCGUAAAUUAUUUUCGAAAAUGUAUCAAGAAUUAUAUUAACUUAUAAAUCACAGUUUGUUUUAAUUCCCAAUUUUAGCCAUAAAAAUUAAAGAUUAUUUAGAAAAACCAAUUACAAUAUAUUAAUUCUUAAUAAUUUAUCUUCGAACAUAAAUAUAUUACAAAAUGCCCAUUAUGGAAUAUUUAUCAAGUCUUUCGGGUAAUCCUUAUUUUGGUGCUGGAUUCGGCUUGUUUGGUAUUGGAGCUGCAGCAGCAGCUGCAAGAAAAGGCUUACAAGGCGGAUUAAUAUUAUUUAGAAGACAUUUCAUGAUUACUUUAGAAGUUCCAUGUCGUGAUAAAUCAUACCAAUGGUUAUUACAAUGGAUAACAUAUAAGGGUGCGAGACAAACACAACACCUUAGUGUUCAAACAUCUUAUGUUCAAAAAGAUACAGGUCAUGUAAAAACCACAUAUGACUUUAUUCCAAGUGUUGGAGUGCACUUCAUGAGAUAUGGGAAAACAUGGAUUAAAGUUGAAAGAACAAGAGAGCAAAAAACUUUGGAUCUACAUAUGGGUGUUCCUUGGGAAAGUGUCACAUUAACGGCUUUUGGAACAGAUAAAGGUUUAUAUUUUAAUAUUUUAGAAGAAGCACGACAACUAGCGCUAAAAGAAACAGAAGGAAAAACAAUAAUGUAUACAGCUAUGGGAGCUGAAUGGCGGCCUUUUGGCCACCCCAGAAAAAAGAGACCUAUUGAAUCAGUAACUUUGGAACCAGGGGUAGCAAAUCAAAUCGUAAACGACUGUAAAGAUUUCAUACAAAAUUCUAAAUGGUAUUCAGAUAGAGGAGUUCCAUAUAGAAGAGGAUACUUGCUACAUGGACCGCCAGGAUGUGGGAAAUCUAGCUUUAUUACUGCAUUAGCCGGUGAAUUGGAAUAUGGAAUUUGCGUAUUAAAUUUAUCCGAUAAAGGAUUAACAGAUGACCGACUUAACCACUUAUUAAAUGUUGCUCCAGAGCAAACAAUCAUUCUUUUAGAAGACAUCGAUGCGGCGUUUAUUUCACGGUUGGAUACACAACAACAAAAAUCUGCGUAUGACGGCUUAAACCGUGUAACAUUUAGCGGAUUACUUAAUUGUUUAGACGGCGUUGCAUCUUCUGAAGCCAGAAUAGUGUUUAUGACGACUAAUUUUAUAGAACGACUUGACCCCGCUCUUAUAAGACCAGGCAGGGUGGAUGUUAAACAAUAUAUAGGAUAUUGUGUAGAACAUCAAAUCGUAGAAAUGUACAAAAGAUUCUAUACAAAUGAAAAAUCUGAAGAAAGUGCAAAUAACUUCGCUAAAAAACUCCUUGCUUUUGAAAAACCAGUAUCACCCGCACAAAUUCAGGGAUAUUUCAUGAUGCACAAAUUAUCAGAUAGUCAAACAAUUUUAAAUAAUGUUGGUAACAUUUGGAGUACAGACAAAAACCUAAAAGGGAUUGAAAAAAUAUCUGCAUAAGACGCAAAUUAUUGAAACAAAAAAUAAAAAACACCGAAAAUUCAUAGCGAAAAAAUUUCAUUUAUGUAUUUAUCUCUUGAUCAGACGUAAUUUUUUGCACUUAAAGAGGGUCGAGAAACGUUGUUUAGAAUUGUUUUUUGAAAUAUUUAUUUUCAAUUAGUAAAGCAUUAAUGUGGCCUAGUACAUUGAAAAAUUAUAUAUGUAAUUAUAUAACAAGGAAUUUCAAAAAAUUUUCAAAAAAUUUUUUUAAUCAUUGCAUAUAUUUAUACAUUUAUCGGA